Molecule: messenger RNA, 2787 nt
Organism: Pomacea canaliculata
Lineage: Eukaryota; Metazoa; Mollusca; Gastropoda; Architaenioglossa; Ampullariidae
Product: G2/mitotic-specific cyclin-A-like
Exons: 9
Coding region: 196-1497 (433 amino acids)
Biological process (GO): mitotic cell cycle phase transition; regulation of cyclin-dependent protein serine/threonine kinase activity
Cellular component (GO): nucleus; cytoplasm; cyclin A2-CDK2 complex
Molecular function (GO): cyclin-dependent protein serine/threonine kinase regulator activity
Source: RefSeq, a predicted model, not a curated record
UUGGCUCUUCUUCCACACACGCGCUCAAUUCAAUCUGUCUGCUCAUCGAUAAAGACGACGAGAGACUUCAGAUGCAUUCUCACUUUGGAAGCGAAAGCAUUGCAAGGAGUAAAUAGUACACUUGUUCAGCAUAGUGUUGAACUUUAUUUUGAUAUACUUUAUUUUAGGGAAGUUUUAUUAUAUCUAAGUAAUACAAUGUCGACGAUGCCCAACCGUAUUCGUCCUUCUCAAAAGGAAAAUGUACAACGGCCCAAACAGGGUUUGACUUCAAGAAGUCAAGUACCACGACGAGCAGCUCUGGGUAAUAUUUCGAACCAGGUUAGAGUCCAGCCAUCUAGAGCCGUCAAGGGACCACAUGAGACCAAAACUGGACAAGAUGAAAAUGCCUUCGUUCAGCAAAAAGUAUUUGGAAAGACAAAGGCACAACCAUUUACCAUCUUUGUUGAUGAGCCACAGCCACAGCAGCCAUCUGCACAAUCAGAAGCAACAUCCUCAAGCAGAUUUGACCUGGAAGAUAUUGAAAAUCGUCUUCCAAGUAUUGAUGAUGUUGCUCCUUUGCCAGAACUCUGUCCAGCAGCAGCCCAUGAUGACUCUAAAUCAUGUGCUUCCCCAAUGUUGCUUGAUACAUCUGUGAUGGACACAAUUGAAGAUGAAAAUUUAGUGGAUGAUGCGCAGACCGGAGCAGUUGCUAGGGCUGCCUACAUACAGGAUGUUCCUGAAUACGCAGAAGACAUCUAUGACUACAUGCUGUCCACAGAGAAUAAACUGAAACCACGACCUGGCUUUAUGAGACGUCAGGUUGAUGUGACCUCCACUAUGAGGGCAAUUUUGGUGGACUGGUUGGUUGAGGUGGCAGAGGAAUACAAGCUGCACAGAGAAACUUUGUUCCUGGCAGUGAACUACAUUGAUCGCUUCUUAUCUGUUAUGUCUGUGGCAAGGCCAAAGCUCCAGCUUGUUGGAACUGCUGCAAUGUUUUUGGCUUCGAAAUAUGAAGAAAUCUAUCCACCAGAUGUUUCAGAAUUUGUGUACAUCACUGAUGAUACAUACACCAAGAAACAGGUUCUGCGCAUGGAGCACCUGCUACUAAAGGUCCUUCAGUUUGAUGUGUCUGUGCCAACUGUCAGCUGGUUUUGUGAUCGUAUUCUACGUGACACGGGUGCUGAUGAGCAGACUCAGUAUCUGACAAUGUAUCUAACAGAGCUGGUACUCGUGGAGAUGGACACCUUCCUCAAAUACCCUUCUAGCCUAGUUGCUGCUGCUGCACUUUGUCUAGCAAACAUCACUCUUGAUGUUGAAAACCCUUGGCCUGAGAGCCAUAAGAAGUCUUCUCGCUACUCCCUUGAAGAGCUGGCAGCUUGCUUGAACGAGAUGCAUACCUUGCACAGGCAAGCUGAGGAUCACCCUCAACAGUCAGUUCGUGAGAAGUACAAGCUAACCAAGUUCAUGCAGGUGGCCUUCAUGCCUCCUCCCGCAGCCCUGUCAUUAGUAGGUGUGUGAGUUUCACCAUCCACAAGUUUUACUUCACUCUUUUUAACUUGUGCCACCAACACUGGCUUAGCAGGUUCUUGCAUCCUGGAAAUGGGAUCAAAUCUGCAAUGAACUGGUUCUUAGAUUUGAGCACUUAGUCACAGUGUCUCACUGUUGGCUGAGGGCUAAGGCAGCUGCAUGUUACCAAGUGCUCCUGACGUUUUCAGUCAAGCUUGCUUAAAUGUCGUGGUCAAAGUGCAAUCAAGUGUGUGCCUGAGAGUUGGCAGAAGAUGUACGAUCUUACGCUGAACAUUUCUCUGAAAUCAUGAAUAGUUUUUAUGCCUGUUAUACAAUGCUGUCAUUGGUUUUAAUCAUUGGUUUUAAAGUUUGAAGAUUGGAACAGUGUCCAGUUUUACAGCAUAUACUAUUUUAGAAAGGAUCAUUAUUACUGCAUUAAAUUUUGUCGCUGUUUUGCUGCUUUUAAACAUGCCUGAUAAUUUUGUGAACACUGAAAGGAGCAUUUUUACAUUCAAAAGAAAGAAAUUUGUGAACUGUUGAAGCUGUUUCAUCGUUAAUGUGAUAAUGCAUGUUGCUAAUAUUAGGCACUGUUUGAUUUUCAAACCACUAUAAUCAUGAGAGAAAACAAGAGACAGCCUGGCCAUGUUCGUGAUUACUCUUUCUGCUGUCUUUCGCUUUUUGUUUUCAUAUAUUAUGUACCUACAGAAGCUUUUCUCGUCUUUCCACUCCCGAAGAGCUAUUCUCGUCUUUCCACUACCCCAGUGCUCAAGAACUUUUCUUGUCUUUCCACUUCCCCACUGCCCAAGGACUGUUCUCAUCUUUCUGCUCAUUCAUAAACUAUUUGUCUUUUUUCUCCCCAUAAGUGUACAUAUCGUAUGUUUCCUUCACAAAUGUUAACUGGCAUUCUUUGAGAUUUCGUACUGGACAUUCAAAGAAUGCCUUCAUAGCAGAAACCACAACUUUUUCGUCGUUCUCCAUGUUAAGGUGCCUGGACCAUCUGGUACAAGCUCAUUUCAACACCAGGUUUACGUCGAAAGUAGAAAGUAGCUGCCAGGGCUGUCCAAAUUUGUUUCUUUGUCUUGUUUGUAUGAGGCAAUUUACCGGUCAAUGAUUUGGUUCAUCCCACAAAAUGUAUUAAAAUUGCUUGUCCGUAGACUGUAGAAAGUGGCUAAUGUACAGUGACUUUUGUUGUCGGUAAGACAUCCAUGGUCUGAAUCGUGGUCAACAUAUCUGUCCAUGGCUGUCAUUUACCAUUUUCUUUUAAUGUUUAAGUACCUAGCAUCUAAUAAAGUAUAAACUACA